Venturia canescens is the source of this 6856-nucleotide messenger RNA. RefSeq names its product post-GPI attachment to proteins factor 2-like. Lineage: Eukaryota; Metazoa; Arthropoda; Insecta; Hymenoptera; Ichneumonidae. Gene Ontology annotation, cellular component: Golgi membrane; endoplasmic reticulum membrane. The record is from RefSeq and is a predicted model, not a curated record. Gene Ontology annotation, biological process: GPI anchor biosynthetic process. The transcript has 5 exons. The coding region runs from base 507 to 1271 and encodes 254 amino acids.
AAUUGUUGAAGAAUCGUGCAGUCAUUAAAAUCAUUUAACGGUGUUAUCCACCAUGAUUGAGUAUAAUUUUAUAGAACAAAUUAUUCUGAGAGAAAAUAAUGCCCCUGAUUGAUCGCUAUACGUUCAACAUACACGAAUUUAUUUGACAAUCAUAAUAUUCUUCCCUCUCCGCCCCAUUGAGCUUUUUUAUCAGUUUGUUGAUCGCUGUACACGUGAAUUUGAUGACGAAACGUCAAAUCUUCGGUCUUGAUGCACCUGAGUACGAUCGUUUUUCUAUUUAUAUACAAUAAUCUGUCCGUCAAAAUAAGGAAAGAGAAAAGCGACUAAGUUAUUUUUAACAAUGGGAUAUUGUGAUAGCAAUGCUCGUUACGCCAUGGGCCAACACUCGCUGAAUAUUGUUGCUAUUCGAAUAGCAACCGACAUAAUUCUCAGACAUGUUCCGGUGUCUUUCCAAUGACGUUUUGUUCCUGAAUAAAGAGUGAAAAUUGAGCUGAAGUGAAACAAAAAUGGAGCUCAACAAUAUUGGGAAUAACAAGAGUUACAUUCAUCUUGAAAUAUCCUUCAAAAAAUUGUGCAUCGCCACUGUUUGUUUACCGCUUGUCACUCUUUUGAUUUGCUUUGUUACUGCUUAUAUAUUUCAACAGGAUGAUAUCCACGAGACUCACUGUCGUGUGUACAACAUUUUACCGUCAAUUUCGGCGAUCACGGGUAUAUCGCCACAGCGUUAUCUAUGGCGUAUAAGUAUAGCCCUGCACAUGGGACCGCGAUUGGUGAUCGCAAUAGUAUAUUAUUCGUACUAUCGCAAAAUACUCAGAAACAUGAAAGAUGUACCAAAGAAAAUAGUCGGCUGCAGGCUCCUGAAUCUUUGUUUUUGGCUCAACAUUGCUGAAAUAGCAUCGCUUUCUGGAGUUACGUACAUUUCAAACAGAGAAAAUUACUCGGUUCAUGAAAAAAUCUUCAUAAUAUUCAUGGUCAGUUCGCUAACGUAUAUGCUGACAGCUGUAAAACUAGGUCGUCUAAUGACACCGAAUGCACCAAGUCUUCAGUAUAAACAGGCGCUUUUCGCAACAAGUAUGGCCAGUACGAUCGGUCUUAUUAUAUUUUUCUUGAAGCAUCGACUGUUGUGCCACGAUUUAGCUUUUAGUUGGUUCUCCCUCUGUGAAUACAUCAUAGCAGCUGCUAAUAUGGCGUUCCAUGUAACGGUGAUCCUCGACUUCCCGAAGGAGCAGUUAGUCGUAGGACACGGUCUACCGACGAAUAAGAUCGAUUAAGUUACCAACAAGAUAAAGAAAAAUCAUUUGCACUUUUCUUCUAUCUCGCCUCUUUCUGGCUCUCUUUGUCUCAAAGUGUCUAUUGCCUGUUAAUCAUGGUCGAGGUAAAUCGAGCUCAUGGUGCCGUGUUGUAGCCUCAUAUCAUAAAAACGUCAACAAAUAUUUUUAUCCGUUUUUACUGCUAUAUUACAAAAAAAGAAAAAGUAACGCGUUAAAGGGAUUUUUUUUAUUUCAUCUAAAAUUUCGAACUAUACUAGAAGCAAAAACAAAAAUAACUUGUCGACGUUUUCAAUGCAAUGUGAUCGAAAAAAGAAACCAAAAAGUCACGAUUUUUAAAUAUUUUUUGGGUCGUUUAAUGUCGGCACUUAAGAGAAUUCGACACUUUCAAAAUAAGGCACUGGGCACUUUUCGGACCGUUAAAACAUAAGACGCGAUAAAAAUAUUGGAAAAACAAUAUUUUUUAUUCUUAAAAUCAACACGUUGUAUUAUUUCACUAAACUUAAAACAUCCUAAAGAUCGAGCAGAGUAGAGACCGGACACAAGAAAGAAAAAAAGCGGAAAAAUCUUAUUCCAGGUCGACAUUCAGUUCGUGUUAAAUUUCACCUUGUUCGAUCCGAAUCCGAAUGGUUAGUCUUUUUUAUUUUCGAUGGAUUUAUGUCUGACCGUACAAGAUAGUUGAUAAUUCAACGUACGUACAUAAGCACGCGCGCACUCAAUCGGUCAGAAGUUUCCGGACAAAAGUCCAAGUAAGUUUCCGCGUUCUAUUUGGUGCCACGACGCCGGUAGUCCAGAUAUUCGAAUGCAACGAAGCGUAUUUUGAAGAAGAGACAUUCCACUUCGUUUUGGUUUUUUUGAAAAAUCUUGACGACUUUUUUCACGUGUACUACGUCAUUUUCAACACGUUCAUUUUUGACUUUAUUUUUUCCGUUUUCAACUGGACCGCGUUUAGCGAUAAAAUUUUGUGUCUUGAAGUCUGCUAGCGGUCUAUAAAGGCACAACCUUCAGAUUUAAUUUUAUUUUUGAAAAAGUUUGAUAUGAUUUUUUUUUCACAGAAUUAUCUCGUUUUUAGAAAAAAAAGAUAAAUUUUGAAAAUUGCCGUGUACCGCGGCAACUAUUAAAUUCACAGAAUAUUAGACACAAGAGUGAAGAAAACAGUUGCGUCUACGAUUGUUUUAGUCGUUGGAAUUUUUUUAGUUUUUUUUCAUUAAUUUUUCAGUGGAACCUCAAGUACAUUGACUGUCACAAUCCGAAAACGAUAGGGUUUUUGAUAAAACUUUUAGCGUUUCAUUUCUAGCUCAAAAUUUUUUCAGAUUUCUGAACGUUGAUGAAUUGAUUCGGGUUUUUUUGAGAAUUAUGGGUUCGUGUUGGAAUAUCUAGAGUGAAAAAAAUUUAAUUAUUAUAUUUUCAUUUUUUAUUGAUGCAUUUCUAUAGUCACUUGUAGUGUAGUUUCUUGAAAAAUUCAAAAUUCUCAUCGUUCAAUCGUAUCAAACUUUUUCAAAAACAAAAUUAAAGCUGAGGCUUGUGCCUUUAUAGACUCACUUGCAGAUUUCAGAACAUAAAAUUUUAUCGCUAAACGCGGUCCAGUUGAAGACGGAAAAAAUAAAGCCAAACAUGAACGUUUUCAAAAUGAUAUAGUACGCGUGAAAAAAGUCGUAAAGACUGUUUAAAAAAAACCAGAACGAAGCGGAAUGACUCUCCUUCAAAAUACGCUUCGUUGCAUUUGAAUAUCUUGACUACCGACGUUGUGGCAACAAAAAGUACGCGGAAACUUAUUUGGACUUUUAUCCGGAAACUUUUGACCGGUAGUGUAUAUUAGGGUGUGUCGAAAAAAGUCGAUAUUUUUUUUUCGGCCUCCACAAGCAUUUUUCUUCUUAUUAUGCUAAACGAUGAAGCUAGCCAAAAAGACAGCUCGAAAUAAAAUUAUUUCGGCCGACCCACCGCAUACUUCAAUUUUUCAUAAGAAAAACACGUGAAAAAAAAACUUCGGUAAAUAUUGUUCCAUAUAAUCUGUAAAAAAAAAAUCACGGAUAUUCUACUUACGUAUUUUUAUAGAGAGUUGAAUUCCCUACAACUGAAGUCCGUAGAGUCAGUCGCCUAAAACCAACCGUUCAACGGUUACAGCAGUUUGAAGUUUCUAACACAAUCAAGCCAGAUUUCGCAUGUAUCGAUUUCUAUUUUCGAGGUCGCUCCUUUUAGCGGUGCUGUUUAAAUUGGGCUGAAAACUAUUUUUACGUAUAGUUUUUCUAAAAUGGUUAUCUAGGAUCGUUAUCUAGGGAAAAAAAUUUCGAAUACAUACUGUUCUCAUUUAUUUGAAAGAACGACAUAGAUUGUUUGUCUUUCCACUAUUUGUUUGAAUAGAUUAUGAAAUUCAAUUAACCAAACCGAAUGCACAGACACAAAUAUACAUAGGAAAAGGGAGAAAGAGAGAGAGAGAGAGAACACUUCAAUUCAUUUCCCGUACUUACAAUUGAAUUGACUUACUUGUUGUGAUUAUAUGUUGGUAUAAUGCCCAACCGUUUAAGUCUACAAUUGCUAUUUUGUUGCAUUAUUUUCAAAAAAUAUAAGAAAACAUAGGUUUCAGCCUAAUUUAAACAGCGCCAUUAAAAGGAGCGACCUCGAAAAUAGAAAUUGAUACAUGCGAAAUCUGGCUUGGUGAUGUUAGAAACUUCAAACUGCUGUAACCGUUGAACGGUUGGUUCUAGGCGACUGACUCUAAGGACUUUUUUAUUUGUAGGGAAUUCAAACAAUAACCGAAGUUUUUUUUUCACGUGUUUUUCUUAUGGAAAAUUGAAGUAUGCGGUGGGCCGGCCGAAAAUUUUUAUUUCGAGCUGUCCUUUUGGCAAGCUUCAUCGUUUAGCAUAAUAAAAAUAAAAAAGCUUGUGGAGCCCAAAAAAAAAUAUCGAUGUUUUUGACACACCCUAGUGUAUAUAUAUAUAAUAUAUAUAAUUUAUUGUUAUUAUUGUUUGAUAAUGAUUCUGCGAUUUUUAAAUGAAGCAAUAUUUCUAGUCAACUCGUUCGACAUGAAUUUCUAGUCGAUUUAUCGUUCCACCUGUCGCAUACAAACAACUUGUCGUUAAACAUUAUUUUUAUUUUUUUUAAACUUAUCCAAAGUAAAAAAUCAUUGAAAUUUUGAUGGAAUUUUCGAAGUAUUUUUUACUCUUUUGCUUCCGGAGAAUGCAUUCAUAAAAUGGGUACAUUUUUUCUUUCAUUCGUAGGAACUUCGUUUGUGUUCUCGCGCAUCAAGAGAAAUUGUACGUAUGUUUAUUUUUAAGUAAUUGACUCUAAGAAUGUACGAAUUUAUAUCGAGUCACAGACAUGGCUAUAUAUGAAAAUAUUAUAUGGGACGUUUCACUUUGUAAUCCGGUAUUUUGAUCAUUUUUUCUGAGUCGUUCAAACGGUUUAAAAUAUUUAUUAAUUCGUCGAGCUGAGUUGUUGUUGUUGUUUUUUUUUUUUUUUUUUUUUUUUAAUGAUGAAUUUUGACAAAAAUUCGGUCAUGUCACAGGACAACUCGUGAGACUCAGAAGCAAAAAAUUCAAUAGAUAUUAUGUUCACGGACGUGGUAUGGAAGUGAAGGUUUAUAUUUAACAUCGCAGAACUUUGAAUGUUUUGAACUCUCGAGAAAAAAAUCUAGAAUAAGUGUUCGAUGAAGCGUAAAAGGCCCCAUUAUAAAAAAAUACGGGUAGCGAUGCUAUUUUAAGAAAAUUAAGAUGCGUACGUCUCCCAAUUGGCAAUAUACUUUUUAGAUAAAAGUAGAAAACGAUAUUAAAAAAAAAAAAAAAUGUAAAGUUAUGUUUAGAAGUUAGAGGAUUAAGCUCGUAGAGACUAUACGAUAAUUAGUGAAACUUCGACGCUUCGAGAGCAAGUAAAACACGAAAAUUUUGAAUUCCGAGAGUGUUGAGUCCCAAUUGCGGGCAUGACUAAUUUUUAUUGACAUUUCUUUUUCCUGCAUUUUGUACAAUUCGAAUGAUGUUUAUUUGGCUGUCAUUUUAGAUUUUGCUUUUCGAGAUAUAUAUUAUUUCGCCCUUUGCACGGAAGAUUUAUAAAAAACACCGAAAGACAAGAAGUGUCCAUAUUUAUUUUUCAGUGAAAAUGUGAAAAUUAUGAUCGACAGAAUGAAAUAUUCGAUAAGCGAUCAUUGUAAUUCUACACGCCAACGAAAAGAAAUCUUGAUUUGUACGAGUGAAAGAUUCGUACGUGUUGCACACUGAUUCAACUGGAUAAUCAUUUUUGCACAUUUUUACACGCGAAACGAAAACACUAAAAAAGAAUGUGUGCUCUAACAUUUAGAACGAUCGCUGACAACUAUUCAUCGCCAUUAAACUGGCGUCAAGCGUCCAACGCUUUCACAGCGGUAUAUUCGAUGGAAAUAGAUAUUGAGUGAACGAGUGAAUAUAGUAAAAAAAAAAAAAAACGUUGCUAGUCUUCAAGAGUGUGUGCGAAAAUGUGAUAAGAGUCAAUUUCGGUAAGCUGAAUCUACGCAUAAUUUGUUCGCGCACAAACGCCUCGAACGCUUAUGAACGAAGAAAAGAAAACACUGCGAAACUUUUCUUCUUGAUAUUUGUUUUUUUUCCUUCCACAAAAAAAUGUGACAAUUGUAUGUUACCCUAGGCUAUUGUGUCGCUCAAAAUGACUGUACCCAAUCCUGAACGAAACCAAAAAAUCAAAGGUGACGCGAUCAUUAGCAAUCAAGCAUAUCGCUAUCCUAAUGUAAUAACGUGCCAAGUGUAUUACUUAACAAGAAAAAACAAAAUUACUCGCUUCCGAAGAAAACUAAUGAAAAUAUCCUAAAAGAAUACUGGCGAGUUUGCAUAGUCAAUGAGGAGUCAAUGAUACAGUGUAGUUAUGCUGAUCGUUUAUGUGCAGAUAUUAUAAAAAAAUAAUACUUGGCGUCAAGAUUCUACCGUUUCUAGAUAAACACUGAGAAAUCACAGUACGGACGUUGUGCAACGUACCAUACCGUAAAAUACGCACUUUUCAGAACCCACUUCUCAAUAUCCGUAGAUUAUUGCUUUUUAAUAUGUAUAUAUUUUAGUGCAUUUUAAUUCUUUGCCCAAAUGAAAUCAGCGAAAAAUAAAAAUCAAUUCAGAGUCAAGUGAAAUGCAUAUUUUAAUUACAUUUUUAGACUUUUCAACGAAUUCGUAAAUUUGAUCGAAGCUCAAUGUGUAUUUACAUAUAUUUUAGGACGAAUUUUUACCCCUUUAAAUGAACUCAAUCUUUUUUUGGAGCUUUUGAGAUUAUCGUAAUGAAAAAAAUUAUCCCAAUUGAAGUUUUAAGGUGUGUGAUUUAUACAAAUAAUCAUAUAUAGGUAUAAUUUAAAUUCAGUUGACUAGUUUUAUUACCUAAGUAUGACACCAUUUGAAAUUCUUUCGAUCGAUGGUGGAUUUUAACAAUUAUUGUUCUCAAAUAUUAAUUGUUCCUAGUCUACUUUCUGCGACCUGAUCAAAAUCUAUUUUGUCGAUGAAUAAGUUAUAUUAUUUUCACGGAUGAAUAUUGUUUCUUCGCACAAAUAAUUCAAUUAGUUAUUGUACGAACUCAUAAUUACGAACGAUAUUAAUUCACAAAGAAAUAAAAGUAAAAUUUCCCAA